CAUUAUUUAUGUUCUCAGUUCAUCAUUUCACUGUUAUCCUGCUCCAUAACCCAUCACUCCUUGCCUUGCCUGGCCUGUGUGCCUGGCACGCAGCGUUUUAAGUUCAAGUUCAAGUCUGCAUGCCCCGCACAAGCACAAUGAUAUUGAACAUUGUAGGCAGACAGCACUGAAACUGAAAGUGUCAGGGAGAGAAACCUUUAACCUAGGUCCGCCGUCCAAUCAGAGCCCGGAUGUUCCUCCCCGUCUCCCGUAUAUGCCAGCCGCAGUGGGAAUGCUGGAAUCAUUCUGUCACACUCGCACAUUUAAUCCCAAUGAACAGCACUGAGUGCUCUCACAGAUGUCCAAUGUGCAUGAGCUGAGUACACUUCCUUCCGUCCGCACAUUUCACGUUUGUUUCAUUAGCAAGCUUCGAGCAAGAGCUCUCCAGGUAGCAGAACCCACCAGCCAUGGACAGCGGUCGCAUCACCAGCGAUCCGGCGACAGCCAACUGUCGUAUCUAUGUGGGCGGCAUCAACCCCGAGAUGGACCCUGAACCGCUGGAGAAGUUCUUCAAAAAGUUCGGAGAGGUGAUCGCUAUGAAGGUGUACCGUGGGUACGGAUUUAUCCAGUUCAAGACAGAAGAGGAGGCCCAGGCGGCUCUCAAAGACGGAGCGAACAGAACCAUUAACGGCGUCAAUUGCGUCCUCAGGACUGCCGUCAAGAACUUCAAGUUCCAGUCGGGCUAUCCUAACGAAGACGAGUUCGACGGACCAUACGGCCCGAUGCGGGGCGGACCUCGCGGAGGGAUGCGCGGAGGUCCGCGCGGGUUCCGUGGUGGGUUCCGCGGCAGAGGCCGGCCGCCGAUGCCGCCGUUCCACGACGACGGUCCCCCGGACGCCAAGAGGCCGCGCGGGCCGCCCGGACGUGACUGGUCGCCCCCCGGCAGGGACGGACGCGGACCGCGCAGAUAUGACUAUGAAGAGGAGGAGGAGUACGGACGACGUGGUUACCGCGGCGGACCGCCCCCGUACGAGGAGGGCCGCGUAGCGCCGCCGCCGUAUCUCCGCGUCCGCUCCUCGGCCGUGGAGGAUGAGCGGGCCAACGACUGUGAGAUCGUCGUGCUGGACAGAAAGAACAGGCCGUACGCCGAGGAGGUGGAGGACCGGCUGAAGAACGUGGGACUGGCAGUGGACAUGCUGUUCCCGCGAGCCGGGGCGCCAAUUAAUCAGGUGCUGGACCAGAUAUCGUCUCGCGGCACGCUGUACGCCGUGGUGGUCCACCCGACCAACGAGCAACAUCGCUCCGUGUCUCUGAACAUCAUGCACGGAAACCCGCCGCAGGAGCACCGCAACAUGCCGCUGGAUGACGCCAUGAGCCUGGUGGCGCGCAACUUCGAGGCCUACAUGCUGUCCAACAAGGACAAGGCGCCGCCGCAGGGCAUCAUCAACCUGUUGAACUUUGUGCGCGAGAACCGGCCGCUCACCGCCGUCGAGUACAACCGACUCAUCAGGUAUCUGGAGGAGAAGCGCGACCAUCAGCUCAAACCCGAGAAGAGCAGUCUUAGCGCUCUGACGCCGUCCAUUGCCGCUAUGGCACCCAAGCCGGUGCCGGCCCCCGUGGUCUCGGUGGCCACUCCUAGCCAGCAGCAGAUCGACCUCCAGCAGAAGAUACUCAGCAUGAUGCAGGCCUACAAGACGCAGCAGCCCACCUCACUGCCGGUGGGCACGGCGCCCGUGACGGGCCCCGUGCCGGCGCCCGUGAUGGCGCCCCCUCCGGUUCAGUCCUGGACGACUACCGAUCCGUCCGCGGCCGCUGGAGCCGGCAUGUCCCGAGUGAAAAGUGCCAUCGACUCGCUGGUCACGAGCGGUCCGAAUUUGCUGAAAAUGGAGCAGGAUAAUCAGCAACAGCAGUAUGGCGCUGGGUAUGGGUAUAACGCCCAGGCCAGCAGCCUCGGCCAGGCCCCAACUAACCCGCUGUUUGGGGCGUACGCCAACCAGCGCUACUAGUGACAUCUAGUGUCGCUAAGGCGAACUGAUAGUUGCGCCGGGAGACGUCGGAAAAGGGGGUCGCGUCUGCGUAGGCUAUCGCGUUCUUUGUAUCUGAGUGGCGGCGACGGGGUAGUUCGAAAUUUGACCAUUUUGCUGUAUUUUUUGGAUUUUUGCGUUGUUUUUACAUCUUGGAUAGCCAUAGUAAACAUGCGUCCUUCGGCGUCAAGUUCAGGUUUCAAACGGCUACGCGUUUCAAGCGUCGCGUUUUAACUUUCCAUAUCCGACUUUGACUUUGUAGACGGCGUUAGCCUGCGAUUCAUCACCAAUAUGGGAACAUUUGUAAGCUGAUUUCUCGGGAUUUGAACAAUCACUUCGAGCUCGCUCUUUUGUGGGAACUUUGCUGCUGAUUUCAACGGGGCCUAUUUGGAGAGCGCUGCGUUGAUCUGUAUUUCGUUUGACGUUCGAGCGCGCUAUUUUGAUCUUUGGCGUCCGCGAACUGUCGAUGUUCUUUCGGUGUGUUCUCUAUUAAUGCCGAUAGCGGGGAUAGCCCGUAUCUUACGGUUGCGCACGGAUAGUUUGCGAAGGGAGCGCUAGAGCAUUUUAGCGUUUGUCUGGUUGAAAUUUGACGCGUUCUCGGUCGAUUUGUCGUUCAAGUGGGUUCGGAAUGCGCAUGAUUUGGCGUCGGCUACCACUUAAGGAGACGGGGCUGUUGCGAUUUGUUCUGUUAACCUUUUGUGAAUUUGAAUCUGCUGAAUUUUCUGCGAUUUUCGUAGUGCCAAUGUACGGCUCUGGCACGGACAGUUCACUAACUGCGCGCGCUCGCGAUGCGUUCUCGCCGGUUUUGUCGCAUUUAUUCGCACCUCUUGUCGGCUUCGCGUUCCGUUCUUGUCUGUCGAUUCGUUUCGCUCAUUUCGUUCGGCUUGCGUUUCGUUCUGCCGUAUUUCACGCGAUUAUAUCCGCCAUUUUCACCUACGACGACGCUCCGCCCGUCUCCCCUGCGCCCCCCCCCCCCCCCGCCUGCGUCCCUCGUGUCUCCGUGUCUCCGUCUGUGGUUACCCUCUCUCCCAUUCUUCCCGUUCGGUGUUGGUACCUCUCGCGUCCAUAUAAUCUGUCUGUCCAGUCCGGCCUCGUCUAUCGUUUGCUGCUCUCUCGCUGUGUGAGAUGCACGCAUACCAGUACAAUAAAUACACUUUGGUACGGAU
This is a messenger RNA of Amphibalanus amphitrite, 3169 nucleotides long. RefSeq names its product nuclear receptor coactivator 5-like (gene Neos). The record is from RefSeq and is a predicted model, not a curated record. The coding region runs from base 447 to 1985 and encodes 512 amino acids. NCBI's taxonomy places the organism in Eukaryota, Metazoa, Arthropoda, Thecostraca, Balanomorpha, Balanidae. The transcript has 11 exons. Gene Ontology annotation, molecular function: RNA binding.